GGAAGUGAGCCUUUUUUGUUUAUCUAAAAGGGGCGUUUCCCAAAGUGUCAAAGAGGUUCAUUUUGCAUGUGUGUUUUCGGAUAUUGUUGCACACGAUCAACGAAGCAAGAAAUUGUAACAUUCUUCUGUGACCAGUGAUAUUUUCUCAAUCUGUUAUUAUGUCAGAAUCGAUCAAGAAUGUUGCAAUAUUUGGGGCCACGGGAAUGACGGGACUGGUGACCUUACCACUGGCUGUUGCAGCGGGUUACAAUGUGACAGUGCUGGUGAGGGAUCCUGCCAGGCUGCCUGCAGAACACAAAGCCUGCAGGGUGGUGGUGGGAGAUGUCCUCAAUAAGGAGGAUGUGAAGAAGACCAUGCAGGGUCAGGAUGCUGUUAUCAUCAUUCUAGGCACCAGGAGUGACCUCAGUCCCACAACAAUGAUGUCAGAAGGAACCAGAAACAUCCUAGACGCCAUGAAAGCUCGGGGGAUCCGCAAAGUAGUUGGCUGCAUGUCGGCCUUCCUCCUAUGGGACCGGUCUAAAGUGCCAGCCAGGCUCCUGCCGGUCACGGAGGACCAUGAUAGGAUGUACAUGGUGCUGAAGGAGUCGGGGCUGGAUUUUGUGGCUGUCAUGCCCCCUCACAUCGACGAUAACUUCCCUUUGACUGAGAAGUACACAGUGACAGAGAACAUGCUGAAAGGGCGCGUCAUUUCCAAAUAUGACCUGGGACACUUCUUCAUCAAGUGCUUGUCCAUCUCUGACUGGGACAGGAAGACCGUUGGGGUUUGCGGGGAGUACAGUUAACCCUAACAAGACAGAGCCCUCCUCCUUCUCUGUUUCCAUGAAGCAGUUACCACAACUGGCCUAUCAGACACCGCAACUUAGAUCCUAUUUCUACAGGCCAAUCGUUCUUGCUUGAAAGAAAUGGAAGCUUUGGCUUUUCCUAAUGUUUUGUAAUUAUUUUCAUUAUCUUGACAAUGGAUAUUAUAAUGUAGGAAAAACGUAAUAUGUUGAUCAUCUUUGUAGUUGUGUGUGGGUCUCAGACUUUGUGCAGACCUAUAUCGUUGAAAUAUUUAUAUUCUUCCAAAUAGCAAUUUAAUGUUGAAUGUACAGUAUGAGUGCAAAGUGAGACAGCAAUUAGGCCUAUGUGUUAUUGAUAGCCUAGGCCUACUUGUAGCCUGAUCGUGUGCUCUGCCAACAAAUGUAGACUACAAAUGUAUACAUUCCUAAGAAUCAUAUUAUAUGUCAUCAUUUUAUAGCUUGCUUUUGAAAUAAAGGGUUGCCAGUC
This is a messenger RNA of Salmo salar (Atlantic salmon), 1266 nucleotides long. RefSeq names its product flavin reductase (NADPH). NCBI's taxonomy places the organism in Eukaryota, Metazoa, Chordata, Actinopteri, Salmoniformes, Salmonidae. The record is from RefSeq and is a predicted model, not a curated record. Gene Ontology annotation, molecular function: riboflavin reductase (NADPH) activity; biliverdin reductase [NAD(P)H] activity.